Parastagonospora nodorum SN15 is the source of this 1509-nucleotide messenger RNA. RefSeq lists its product as hypothetical. The record is from RefSeq and is a predicted model, not a curated record. NCBI's taxonomy places the organism in Eukaryota, Fungi, Ascomycota, Dothideomycetes, Pleosporales, Phaeosphaeriaceae. The coding region runs from base 1 to 1509 and encodes 502 amino acids. Gene Ontology annotation, cellular component: Golgi apparatus. The transcript is spliced from 3 exons. Gene Ontology annotation, biological process: Golgi organization; protein secretion.
AUGUGUAUCGCCAUCGUCACAACCGAACAUCCAGACUACCCGUUCAUUCUGUUGAACAACCGAGACGAAUAUCUUCACCGCCCAACCGCCGAAGCAACAUGGUGGCCGGAGCCCGACUCUCAAGUGCUAGGCGGCUAUGACUUACACCGCCCAGUCCACGGCACAUGGCUAGGCGUGACUCGACAAGGCCGCGUCGCCGUCCUCACCAACUACCGCGAAGAAGAUGAAAGUAUCGUGCAAGGCGCACGAAGUCGUGGUUUGAUUCCGAAUGCAUGGCUGAAGACUGAUCCGAAAGAGGGGGAAAGCGCCGAGGACUUUGCGAAGCGCAUGAUCGAGGAAGAUGGCGUGAAAGGUGUGGGCGGCUUCUCCUUAUGCUACGGCUUCAUGCAAGAUGUUGUGAGAGGGAAAGGAGGGCUGGCUAUCAUCAGUAAUCGCACGCCAGAUGUGAAGGACGUGAUCCAUCUUCCCGACAGCACAUCCCCAUCAACCCACGCCCUCAGCAACGCCGCCUACGCAGAUCGCACAUGGCCGAAAGUCAUCAACGGCGAGACCUGGACGUCCGCCGCCAUCGAAGACUCCGUCGCUGCUAAAGAAACCCGCUCGCAACUCGUCCAGCGCCUCCUCAAGGUCCUCACUACCGAUACCAUGCCGCGCCAGAAGGAGAACGAGGACUGGGAUAUGUAUCUCAACCAGCUGCGACACAGUAUAUUUAUCCCAUCGAUUGGCCGCGAUCAUCUGGAGGAGCAUAAGAUGCCGAAACAUGAGGUGGGAGAUGUGGUCAAGCAGAAAGCAGUCGAUGCGACAAGUGGGUGUUAUGGGACGCAGAAGAAUAUUGUGAUUUUGGUUGAUAAGCAGGGCAAGGUGUAUUACUUGGAGCGGACGCUGUUCGAUGGCGAUGCGAAGGCGAUCCCAACGACCUGCGCGCACCACCACUUCAUCGGCGCCUACAACUGCACCCUCAACUGCCCCACCUCGACGCGCCACACAUUCUACCUCCGCGGCCACGAAUACGACUGCCAGACAUGCGCCUUCCUCCAGGACGAUCAGAUGGAUCCAGACAUCGUGCCAGUGGCGUACUACGCACCCUUGUUCGACGCCGAUAAACUCGCCGCAGAUGAAGCGGAGCGUGAGAAAGAAGACACUGCCGUGGCGGAAGAACAUGCCAGUGAGAAGGAGGACGAUGCAGGAGCAAAACCCUACAAAGCCCUCAGCGAUCCAGACAGCGAGACGAGUGAGUGGCGCCAGGACGACGACUUGGAAUUCGAGUUUGAAUCGGGGAAAGGCAAGGAGUGGGCGGCGCCGGGGAAUAAAAUGCAUCCUCCUCCGCCGACGCCGUCGACGCCUAGAACCAAGGCGCAUAGGCAUCUUGUGCGGGAGCAGUUGGAGAAGUUGAAGCCGAGGGGGGCGUUGGUGCAGGCGUAUCGGGGAGAGGGGAUGCCGGUUUUGGGGAGGGGAAGGGGUGGAGGUGGAGGUGAACGGGGGAGGAUUAGGGGGGCGCGGAGGAAGUGA